GGUCUGCGGGAAAUGAUUGGCGCGGAUUCAGGACAGUUUGCAUGGGUCUUGUUCUUGACAGCGAGUAAAUUUCAUCACUUCUUUGCUUUGCGUUGUCAGUUAUUUACUGUUUGUGUCCGAUUAGCCGAUGGAACAACAAAUUCUGAGCUCGUUACCUGCGGAGAUUGUUCCGUUGGGAGGCGGAACGGCAGAAAUCGGGUCGAACUCGAAAGAAAGUGAACCGGUUAGCAAUGGCGUCCAGUACACACAGCCACUUUCUCUUCAACCGUACACAGAGGUUGCUUUAGCUCCACCCAUGGACCCAACCCAACCAUUACAAUUACAGACACAGACACACCAGCUUCAGCCAUCAGAACUUCUCACGCAGAAUGGUGACACAGGACCAAAGAGGCUACAUGUCACCAACAUUCCUUUUAGAUUCAGAGAUCAUGACUUAGUUCAAAUGUUUGGGCAAUUUGGUUCUCUAGCAGAUUGUGAAAUCAUCUACAAUGAAAGGGGAUCAAAGGGUUUUGGAUUUGUGACAUUUGUGAACUCUGCUGAUGCUAUGAAAGCAAGAGAAAAACUGAAUGGAACUAUUGUGGAUGGAAGAAAAAUAGAGGUAAACAAUGCAACCCCCCGACCGCACGCCAAAAAAAGUCCGGGCCAAAAUCGAGGACCCUUAACCAAUGGUACAGCGUUUCGUGGCAUGAGAGGAGUUCGUCGUCCUUCGCCGGUUAACAAGUUUAGCACUCGGUCUAUACAGCCCCAGGUCACUGCGUAUAAUGGCGCCUACACUGGAAGUUAUGAUGGAUAUGAACAGACGUAUGCUGCUAGGAGAAUAGGGAGUUUUGGAUAUGAGCCAGCGCCCUAUGGAGGUGGAUAUGGUCCGCCAAGCACGUACGCAGCCCCCACCCCUGCAUACCGUACAGCAGCUCCUCCCCAGGCCCCACCCUCAAGUUACAGCACAGGCUACAGAUACGCUCCAUAUAACGAAAGAUCUUUCAUGGCGGACUCGAAAAAGAUCGACGAUUUAGCCUUCCGAUUCUCUAAGCUGAGAGAAAAAUGUAUUAGAUCCGGAGAAUCUAUUGAAAACAUUCGAUGGGAGUUCUUGCGAAAUGUUUAUCGAGUUCCAACAACUCAAGCAAAAGCGAGCGAAAGCAGUUUCUUCACAUGGAACAAGAUAAUUUGGUUUCUGAUCCUGCCUGCAAUCACUUUGUUCUUAGGUCAGUCGGUUUUGGAAUACGACGCGGACGCUAAAUGUCUCAUUGAACCCGAUGACGUGUUUUUGAACGAGUUGGCCCGCAAACCAACCAAUUGUUCGCUGCUUUGUGAGGGUGUGAAUGAAAUACAACGGGUCUCUAAUCUUUCUAAGAAGGAGUUCAUCUCUACGUACGCAUAUACAGGGAGACCUGUGGUUAUUACCGAUGCUGCGCAAAACUGGUCAGCUGUAAAUGCGUUCAGUUUCAAGUUUUUUAAGCGCCUGUACGCUAAGAGCGAUGAGGCAGAUUUGGAGAACACCGAUGAGGGAUGCCUGUUUUUCCCCUACAAAUCUGGUUUUCAGUCUCUAGCACAAGCUUUGAGAAUGCCAAAGAAAAGAGCAGAGUGGAAAGGGAAACCAUGGUAUAUUGGCUGGAGUAACUGUGAUCCCACUGCCCGUCAGGUACUGCGCAAAUACUACAACAAACCUUAUUUUAUACCACAUGACGCAGAGACAGGCGAUCAAGACUGGAUAUUUAUGGGAGGGCCUGGACCUGGCGCACCCAUACACAUUGACAUGGUGCAGCGUCCUUCAUGGCAGGCCCAGCUGUCAGGACAAAAGAUGUGGACUCUUAUUCCUCCUCCAGAGUGUGAACACAUCUGCAGGACAGUACAAGUAACAAUGCAGAAAGGAGAAAUCAUUGUACUAGACACCAACCAGUGGUUCCACUCCACGAAAAUUAUUCCCACGGGAGAAUUGAGUAUCACAAUUGGAGCAGAAUACGACUGAUAUUUUAUAAUGGAGCUGUUUUGUGUAAAGCAACAUUAAGGAAAAAUAUCCGAGAUAAAUGACAUAAGAUCUAAAUAAUUGCAACUCAACGUAAGGGAGAAAAUCAAUCACGGUAACUUAAUUGAGGGUCCAGAUUAGGUGAUGGUUCUUAUGGCAAACGAUUAAAAUUAUGGCCAGUUUACGGCUAACGGUUAUAAUAUCUUUUCACUGUUAUCACCACAAAAGCUUUUUUAACUGAUUUUUUUACGACUAACGAUAGCCGUUAUAAUUUGUCCAUUAUUACGCCUAACGGCUAAAUCGUUUUGGCCGCCAAACGGUUAACUCCAUUGAAGCGCUCUUGGCUAUGUAAUUUCAAAUUCUAUCCACUUGACAAAGCAUGUAUGUAAACUGUUAAUCAUAGCCAAUUAGAAUUGCUUACUAUUUGACAAAUUGAUUAUAAAGUUAUUCGUUUA
Molecule: messenger RNA, 2418 nt
Organism: Stylophora pistillata
Lineage: Eukaryota; Metazoa; Cnidaria; Anthozoa; Scleractinia; Pocilloporidae
Biological process (GO): regulation of alternative mRNA splicing, via spliceosome; nervous system development
Cellular component (GO): cytoplasm; nucleus
Molecular function (GO): mRNA binding
Source: RefSeq, a predicted model, not a curated record